This is a messenger RNA of Pyrus x bretschneideri (Chinese white pear), 911 nucleotides long. RefSeq names its product RING-H2 finger protein ATL67. The record is from RefSeq and is a predicted model, not a curated record. Gene Ontology annotation, biological process: protein ubiquitination. Gene Ontology annotation, molecular function: transferase activity. NCBI's taxonomy places the organism in Eukaryota, Viridiplantae, Streptophyta, Magnoliopsida, Rosales, Rosaceae. The coding region runs from base 73 to 675 and encodes 200 amino acids. The transcript has a single exon.
CACCCCAACCCACCCAAAAAAAUCACACCCCCCUCCAAUGGCUAUACCCCUCCUUCCCCCUCCCUUCCUCCAAUGUCGUCCACCCCCACCCCCUCCUCCAACUCCAACCCUCACUCCCCCACUAAUUAUCUAACUACCCUCGGCCUCGGCUACGGCAUCGCCAUUUCUCUCGGCUUCCUCGUCCUCUUCUCCACCCUUCUCCUCGCCUCCUACAUCUGCUGCCGCGUCUCCCGCCACCGCCACCACCACCACCACCAGCCGCCUCAGCGCCAGAACCCGAAUCCGAGCCCCGAAGGCGUCAUCCUCCCCCGCAUCAUCUUCGUCGCCGAAGACGACAACGAGCAGCAGCAGCAGGAUGAUGAUGAGAACGCCGUCGUCGGGCUCCACCCGAGCGUCAUCAAUUCCUACCCCAAGUUCCCGUUUUCCAAGGAGGCGUCGACCCCCGAUUCGUCCACGUGCUCCAUCUGCCUCUGCGACUACAAGGACGCCGAGAUGCUCCGGAUGAUGCCGGAGUGCCGGCACUACUUCCACCUGUUGUGCCUCGACGCGUGGCUCCGGCUCAAAGGAUCGUGCCCGGUUUGCCGUAACUCGCCGCUGCCGACGCCUCUGUCAACUCCGUUGCAGGAGGUUGUGCCUUUGUCUCAGUACCCGGCCGAUCGGAGAUGGAGGAGGUGACAUAUUGCCCAUUGAUUGGAUUUCUGUUUUUUUUUUUUCACUUUCUUUAUUUAGUUUUGGGUUUUAUUUUUUCUUUCGAUUGUGUUAGUUUUCAGUGGGGUGUAUCGAGUGGUUGCUUGGUUUCGGGAGAUUAGGAAAUGUAAAUUUUUUUGGGGUUUUGAAAUUGGUGAAAGUGGAUUAUGCAACAAAAAAACUGAAAUUUAAGGGAUUUGUUUUAAUGUUAAUCAACUUUUUUA